AAAUUUAGAUUUUGCAAACUUGUGCACUGAUGAACGUGCUAUUGAAACACGUUGUUAAGAAAGAUUUUCAACACACACAAGUGUCAUUUCCUUUCUUCAUGUACCAGAUACUGAAAUACUAUGAGAUAAAGAUUUCAGGUCUCACAUACAAAGAGAAGGAAGUGGAUAAAUCCUCACUGCCUUCUUCAGGACCAACGAAGUAUGGAGCAGUUGGGUAGCUUUCCUGAUCAACAGGAGGACACCGAUAGCUGUUCUGAAUAUGUGAAAUUCGAUGCACGCUCGAUGACAGCCUUGCUUCCUAUGAAUCCUAAAAAUGGCCCUACCCUUCAGGAGAAACUGAAGUCCUUCAAAGCUGCCCUGAUUGCCCUUUAUCUUCUUGUAUUUGCAGUUCUUAUACCUAUUAUUGGAAUAAUGGCAGCUCAACUCCUGAAGAGGGAAACAAAGAAUUCCACACUUGAUUCAAUUAACACAAAUUGUAUAUCUCAAAGUCUCACGGGUAAAGGAAAUGACAGUGAAGAAGAAAUGAGAUUUCAAGAUGUUAUGGAACACAUGAGCAACAUGGAGAAGAAAAUUCAAUAUAUUUCAGAUACUGAGGCCAAUCUCCCAGAUUUGGAGCAUUUCCAAAAUUUCACUGUGACAACUGGUCAAAGAUUUGAUGAUGUUCUUCUCCAGCUAAGCAACUUGGUUUCCUCCGUCCAGGGACAUGAGAAUGCAAUAGAAGAAAUCGCCAAGUCCUUAACAAAUCUGAAUACCACAUUGCUUGAUUUGCAGCUCAAUGUAGAAACACUAAAUGGCAAAAUCCAAGAGAACACAUUUAAACAACAAGAGGAAAUCAGUGAAUUGAAGGAGCGUGUGCACAAUGCAUCAGCAGAAAUUAAGUCUGUGAAAGAAGAAAACAUGCAUUUGGAUCAGGAAAUAAGAGGAGAAGUGAAAGUAUUGAACAACAUCACUAAUGAUCUAAGGCUGAAAGAUUGGGAACACUCUCAGACAUUGAGAAAUAUCACUCUAAUUCAAGGUCCUCCUGGGCCCCCAGGUGAAAAAGGAGAUAGAGGUCCUACUGGAGAAAGUGGUCCACCAGGCUUACCAGGUCCGAAAGGUCCUCCAGGUCUUAAAGGUGAUCGGGGAGCAGUUGGCUUUCCUGGAAGUCGAGGAGCCACAGGACCCGCAGGAAGGCCAGGAAAUCCUGGACAAAAAGGCCAGAAGGGGGAAAGAGGGAGUGGAAGCUUAUUAA
Messenger RNA from Galeopterus variegatus (Sunda flying lemur), 1231 nucleotides. RefSeq names its product macrophage scavenger receptor 1 (gene MSR1). The record is from RefSeq and is a predicted model, not a curated record. Gene Ontology annotation, cellular component: membrane. Gene Ontology annotation, biological process: receptor-mediated endocytosis. The transcript has 8 exons. Gene Ontology annotation, molecular function: scavenger receptor activity. Lineage: Eukaryota; Metazoa; Chordata; Mammalia; Dermoptera; Cynocephalidae. The annotation marks the transcript as partial.